UCAAUAACAACAUAAUAUUAUUUUUCCCAAGGCUUAUUCACUUUUCAGUAGUGUUUGGAAAAGAAAUGAUGAGUUGGACAGUUGCAGAUGCUGUUAACUACAAGGGUCUCCCUGCUGAUAGAACUAAAACUGGUGGUUGGGUGCCUGCUGCUCUUGUUCUUGGAAUUGAAAUAAAUGAAAGGCUUUCAACAAUGGGAAUAGCAGUAAAUCUUGUUACCUACUUGGGUGGUACAAUGCAUUUACCAAGUGCAGCAUCAGCCAAUAUAGUCACAGAUUUUAUGGGCACAGCUUUUCUCCUCUCAUUACUUGGAGGUUUUCUAGCUGAUUCAUUCCUUGGAAGAUACAAAACCAUCGCGAUCUUCGCUCUUAUACAAGCACUGGGAACUGGCAUGUUAACUGUGACAACAGGGUUGCCACAGUUAAGGCCACCUACUUGUCAUCCUCAUGACAAGUACUGCGAACCGGCAAAUGGAUUUCAGAUGGGAAUACUGUACUUGGCUUUGUAUCUAAUAGCAUUAGGCACUGGUGGAUUGAAAUCUAGCGUGUCUGGAUUUGGCACAGAUCAAUUUGAUGAGAAAGACGAAAAGGAAAAAUCACAAAUGGCGUAUUUUUUCAAUAGGUUCUUCAUAUUUAUAAGUAUUGGAACGUUGGCAGCAGUUACUGUGCUUGUUUAUGUUCAGGAUGAAGUUGGAAGAAGCUGGGCUUAUGGUAUUUGUUGUAUAUCUAUGGUGAUUGCGAUUAUUAUCUUCUUCUCCGGUACUAAAAGGUAUCGGUACAAGAGAAGUUCAGGAAGUCCUAUAGUUCAAAUAUUUCAAGUGAUUUUGGCUGCUACAAGGAAAAGGAAGAUGGAUGUUCCGUAUGAUGUUGGUAUGUUAUACGAGACGAAUCCAGAGGGCUCAUCAAGGAUUCAACACACGGAUCAAUUUCGGUGUUUGGACAAGGCUGCUAUUGUAGCACAAGGCGAUUUUGACGAUCACGAUUUGAAUCCAAAUCCAUGGAAGCUGUGCACGGUUACUCGCGUAGAGGAAGUUAAAAUGAUGGCUAGGUUGAUCCCAAUUUGGGCUACAACUAUACUUUUCUGGACAACUUAUGCACAAAUGAUCACAUUUUCAGUGGAACAAGCUGCUACUAUGGAACGUAACGUUGGCAAAUUCAAAAUCCCAGCAGGCUCUCUUACCGUCUUUUUUGUCUCUGCAAUUUUAAUCACUUUGAUUAUUUAUGACAGAUUCAUCAUGCCACUAUGGCAGAAAUUGAAAGGAAAACCAGGUUUUACUAGCCUUCAAAAAAUAGCUAUAGGACUUGUGUUAUCUACAAUGGGAAUGGGAAUAGCUGCAUUAGUUGAGAUGAAAAGGCUAUCAGUAGCAAAGUCUACGGGGCGUAACCUAUCAACAUUACCUAUUAGUGUGUUCUACUUGAUCCCUCAAUUCUUUCUAGUUGGAGCAGGGGAGGGAUUCAUAUACACGGGGCAACUCGAUUUCUUCAUAACACAAUCACCAAAAGGGAUGAAAACUAUGAGCACUGGUCUUUUCUUAACAACACUUGCUCUUGGUUUCUUUGUUAGUAGUUUUUUAGUUUCUAUUAUCAAGAAGGUUACUGGAAGCAAUGGGGGUCAUGAUUGGCUUGCUGAUAACAUAAAUUAUGGAAGGCUUGAUUGUUUUUAUGGACUUCUAGCUAUAUUGGGAGUUAUAAACUUUGUGUUGUACAUAAUUUGUGCUACAUGGUUUAAGCCAAGGAAAGAUAAAUACAUGGAGACUAUCAACAAUGGAAAUGUUGUUGAGGACAAGUGCUAGGGUUUAGUUUAUAAAUGGUCUCAAUUUAUUGCCUUUGGUGUUGAUUGUAUCAUUUCACUUUCCUUUGGUAUGUGACUUUUUACUUUUGAUAAUAAUGUCUAUUUCGUGUCACACUGUCUUUGUAAUACUUUGAACGCGAAAAUAAUAUCUUAGAUGGUCGCUCUUUAACUCAAAAA
Solanum lycopersicum (tomato) is the source of this 1966-nucleotide messenger RNA. RefSeq names its product protein NRT1/ PTR FAMILY 6.2. Lineage: Eukaryota; Viridiplantae; Streptophyta; Magnoliopsida; Solanales; Solanaceae. Gene Ontology annotation, molecular function: transmembrane transporter activity. Gene Ontology annotation, biological process: oligopeptide transport; transmembrane transport. The record is from RefSeq and is a predicted model, not a curated record. Gene Ontology annotation, cellular component: membrane.